AUUAGUCAGCGAGGAAUGGUCUUUCCAGUCCCAUCGAAAGCAUCUUCACCUCUCAUUUUUGAACAUGAUCCGCUUCCCGAAUCGCUUGAACAACCUUAAAAAAAUGAGCUCGAACACAUGGGAAGAGCAUCUCCUAUGUAGCUCCCACGUUUCAGCUCCUUUCGUCUUGUCAUGAAUCGCUGGUGACGUUCGUUCUCGGGCUACCAUUUCGUCAAGGCACGCGAGACUUUAACCACACACUUCACCUCCUGUUUGCUAAGCAGUCGAAGCCUCUUCUUUGCUUGCCCGAAACAGGAACCCGAAGCUUGUGAACCGUUCUUCUGAUUGCGGGAAGGACCGCUAUGGAGAAAAGCCGGGAACUUGCGCUGACCCAGAUGAGGAAAUCAGUUCAGAAGCUCGGUUCUUCGACGGAGAAUUUUGGCGAACCGACGCUCAUGCGGUUCUUGAUUGCUAGAUCGAUGGACGCCGAUAAGGCGGCGAAGAUGUUCGUGAAAUGGCAGGAAUGGAGGUCGACAUGGGUCCCGAAUGGGUUCGUUCCAGAGUCCGAAAUAGGCGAGGAAUUGGAAGCCAGGAAGCUUUUUCUGCAGGGCUUGUCGAGAAGUGGUCAACCUCUGAUGGUCGGCAAGGCCAGCAAGCAUUUUCCUUCGAAAGAUCAGCUCCAGUUUAAGAAAUACGUAAUUUAUUUACUGGACAAGACCAUUGCAAGUUCUUUCAAAGGACGGGAAAUAGGGAAUGAAAAGAUGAUUGUCAUUCUUGAUCUGCAAAACAUAGGUUAUAAGAAUGUUGAUGCACGUGGCCUCAUCACUGGAUUUCAGUUUUUACAGGCUUACUAUCCUGAGCGCCUGGCCAAGCUUUUCUUUCUGAAUAUGCCAGGGUUCUUUGUCAGUGUUUGGAGAAUGAUUUCUCGAUUCCUCGAGAAGGCAACAAAGGAAAAGAUCGUGAUUGUGAGCAAUGAAGAUGAACGAGAACAACUCUUCAAGGAAAUUGGCGCCGAAGUCUUGCCCGAAGAAUAUGGUGGGCAAGCAAAGCUUGUGCCCAUACAGGAUGUUGUUUUGCCCCCUUUGGAUAAUUAAUUUUAGUGACUGGAUAAAAAAAUCUUCAUUUCUUGGUUAAAAAGGGGAAGUAAAAAAGGAGAAUAAAAAGAGCAGCUGCAAUCUCGGCAUCAGCUUCCCCGUAUAGUCGUAUGUACUCGUAAUGUAUUUAUAUCAUUUUCAACAGACCUGUUAUGUACGUAUCAUGUAUGUACUAACUUGCUGGGCAACUUUAUAUGCAUAACUAAGGUUGCUGUUGAUUUUAAGUAUCAA
This is a messenger RNA of Eucalyptus grandis, 1304 nucleotides long. RefSeq names its product sec14 cytosolic factor. Bases 342 to 1073 code for a protein of 243 amino acids. The record is from RefSeq and is a predicted model, not a curated record. The transcript is spliced from 6 exons. NCBI's taxonomy places the organism in Eukaryota, Viridiplantae, Streptophyta, Magnoliopsida, Myrtales, Myrtaceae.